AUGUCAUUACCAUUAGAAACUGAAAUUACUUUACCAAAUGGUGUUCAAUUCUCACAACCAACUGGUUUAUUCAUUAAUAAUGAAUUUAUAAAAUCAAAAGCUGGUAAAACUUUUGAAUCAAUUAAUCCUUCAACUGGUGAAGUUAAUGCUACUGUUUAUGAAGCAUUAGAUGAAGACGUUGACUAUGCUGUUAAUUGUGCUGAAAAAGCUUUACCAGAAUGGAAAAAAUUAACUGGUGUUGCAAGAGGUUUAUUAUUAAAUAAAAUUGCUGAUGAACUAGAACAAAAUAGAGAAUUUUAUGGUGCUGUUGAAGCAUGGGAUUCAGGUAAAAAUUUCAAGAAAAAUGCUGUUUUCGAUAUUGACGAAUGUAUUUCAUGUUUUAGAUAUUAUGCUGGCUGGGCUGAUAAAGUUACCGGUAAAGUUAUUCAAAAUGAUCCAAAAAAAUUGGCAUAUACUGUUCAUGAACCAAUUGGUAUAAUAGGUCAAAUUGUUCCAUGGAAUUAUCCAAUGGCUAUGUCUUCGUGGAAAUUGGCUCCUGCUUUAGCUGCUGGUAAUGUUGUUAUUUUAAAAACUUCAGAAAUUACUCCAUUAUCAAUGUUGGUUGUUGCCAAAUUAUUUAAAAAAGUUGGUUUUCCAGCUGGUGUUGUUAAUAUAAUUUCUGGUUAUGGUGCAAGUGCUGGUAAUGCUUUAACAAGACAUCCAAAAGUUCAUAAAAUUGCAUUUACUGGUUCAACUGCAAUUGGUAAAUUGAUUCAAAAAACUGCUGCUGACACUAUGAAAUUAGUUACUUUAGAAUGUGGUGGUAAAUCUCCAAUGAUUAUAAGACAAGAUGCAGAAUUGGAUCAAGCUAUUAAAUGGGCGGCAAUUGGUAUUAUGUCAAAUCAAGGUCAAAUUUGUACUGCAAAUUCAAGAAUUUAUGUACAUGAAUCUGCAUAUGAUGAAUUUUGCAAAUCAUUAGUUGAUCAUGUUAAAUCUAAAUAUAAACAAGGUUUAAUGUUUGAUAAAGAUUGUAUUGUUGGUCCACAAGUUUCCAAAAUGCAGCAUGAUAAAAUUUUAAAAUAUUUAGAUAUUGGUAAACAAGAAGGUGCAAAAGUUUUAUUAGGCGGUGAAAAGAAUACCGAAGGUGAAUUAUCAAAAGGUUUCUUUAUUAAACCAACUAUAUUUGCUGACGUUAGACCAGAUAUGAGAAUUGUCCAAGAAGAAAUUUUUGGUCCUGUCGUUUCAAUUGCUAAAUUUUCAAAUGAUGAUGAAGCAAUUCAAUUAGCAAAUUGUACUCAAUAUGGUUUAGCAGCUUCUAUUUUUACUAAAGAUUUAGUUGCUGCUCAUUCAAUGGCUGGUAAAAUUGAAAGUGGUAUGGUUUGGAUUAAUUCAUCAAAUGAUGAAGAUGUUCGUAUACCUUUUGGUGGUGUUAAACAAUCUGGUAUUGGUAGAGAACUAGGAGAAUAUGGUUUAGAUAUGUAUACUCAAGCAAAAGCAAUUCAUGUUAAUUUAGGAACAAGAUUGUAG
Messenger RNA from Insectozyma verbasci, 1506 nucleotides. The record is from the annotation of a GenBank genome assembly. NCBI's taxonomy places the organism in Eukaryota, Fungi, Ascomycota, Pichiomycetes, Serinales, Debaryomycetaceae.